AUGGAGGAAACAGACGACGCGACGAUAGUAGCCAGUGCGGGCGCACGAACUCCUUCUAAGAAUGAGCCGCCGUCUUCAUCUCCUCUAUCGUCCAUACGCGAGCUGGAACUCGACGAUACACCAAGUAAAUCUGGUCAACGCGAUAGCUCGCCGACGCCAACCCCCAAAUCAGAAGAAGCUGCGACAACAACCUCACGGAAAAAGAACGGAAAGAAAAGGGUCGUUGUCAGGAAAACACCCAGAAAGUCAAAAUGGGACGCUGACAACAUUCUGACUGACCCCAAGUCACCUCUGGCCUCGGCCGAUCUCCGAAGCAUUUUGUCAAAUCCAAUGGCCUGGGAUGUACUCGACCAAGAAGAAAAGGCAGAAAUCCUGGCCCUGUUCCCCGACUCGCAGCACAUUCUGGGUUCUGGCGCAGAGGCCUGCCCCGACCUUGCGUCGCUCAUGAAUGACGACAGCUUCCGAUACGACUGCGCCGCGUACACAGAGCACAUCGCGCAGGGGCGGCAUGACCCCGAGUGGUUGGCGCAGGCAUGGGCAGCCCAUGAGCGGCGCAAGGCGGGUGAUUACGACGAGUAUCUCGACAACAAGUUCAUCAACGACUGGGAGGUUGAGCUGCCACCGGAGCUCCAGACACGGCGGGGGCUUGCUAUCUCUGGACAUGAUAGCGAUGCUACUAUAGAUGCGGCAGAGAAUGGAGAUGACAACAGUGUGGACACCAAGAUGGAGGAUAUCGCGUUAGAUCAACGCAACGGUGCCAGCAACGAGAAUGGGGCCGACGAAUUACAAGUGGAAAAUGGCGAGGCCAAGGAACAAAAGCCUGUUCGGGUUGGGCAGCCAAAGGGCUCGAGAAUGGACGUUGACGGCGAAACUACAGAGGACGAGCUUGCCUGA
Fusarium keratoplasticum is the source of this 894-nucleotide messenger RNA. Its product is annotated as ASXH domain-containing protein. Bases 1 to 894 code for a protein of 297 amino acids. Lineage: Eukaryota; Fungi; Ascomycota; Sordariomycetes; Hypocreales; Nectriaceae. The record is from RefSeq and is a predicted model, not a curated record. The transcript has 2 exons.